This is a messenger RNA of Scleropages formosus (Asian bonytongue), 6237 nucleotides long. It is a transcript of the gene cltca, whose product is annotated as clathrin, heavy chain a (Hc). Bases 459 to 5519 code for a protein of 1686 amino acids. The record is from RefSeq and is a predicted model, not a curated record. Gene Ontology annotation, biological process: clathrin coat assembly; receptor-mediated endocytosis; intracellular protein transport. Gene Ontology annotation, molecular function: structural molecule activity; clathrin light chain binding. Gene Ontology annotation, cellular component: extracellular exosome; spindle; clathrin complex. The transcript has 33 exons. NCBI's taxonomy places the organism in Eukaryota, Metazoa, Chordata, Actinopteri, Osteoglossiformes, Osteoglossidae.
CCGACCCAAGUUUGACCUUUGCACGCAUUCACAAAGACGGUUAAACUGAAAUUUAUAUAAGCUUGUGAAACGCGCUCUUAGUUUUGUGUGGCAACAUUGUGUAAUCCAAAAAACUAGACCAGAUUUGUGCGGGACGCGCUGUUGCCGUUAGAUAUGGUAUCCCUCCGCGCAGGGACGUCCUGGGCCGUUUCCGGAUCGUUCCUCCACUGAGUCGUUUCCGCCGCCAUUGCAGAUUUCAGGAGUUUAGUGCUGCGGCUGCUCUAGGGAAAAACGAGUGACACCUUGCAGUGACCCGUUUACUGCCGUCAGGUUAACCGAAAUACAGUAGGCUAGCGAUCGCGCACGAUUUUAACUCGCCGUCUGACUUGGUUGGAGCAGAAGGACGGAGAAGCCGUAGCGUAGCGUAGCGUUGAGUACUACUAGCUCUCGAAGCAGACCGGAGAGUGACAGAGACCGCCAUGGCUCAGAUCCUGCCCAUCCGCUUCCAGGAGCACCUCCAGCUUCAAAACCUGGGAAUAAAUCCAGCCAACAUUGGGUUCAGUACCCUGACUAUGGAGUCGGACAAGUUCAUCUGCAUCCGGGAGAAGGUUGGAGAGCAGGCGCAAGUAGUGAUCAUCGACAUGAAUGACCCCAACAAUCCCAUCCGCAGGCCUAUCUCUGCGGACAGCGCCAUCAUGAACCCUGCCAGCAAAGUCAUUGCACUGAAAGCAUCAAAAACCCUCCAGAUCUUCAAUAUUGAGAUGAAGAGCAAAAUGAAGGCCCAUACCAUGACAGAUGAUGUCACCUUCUGGAAGUGGAUCUCCCUCAACACAGUGGCUCUAGUCACAGACAAUGCUGUCUACCACUGGAGCAUGGAAGGAGACUCUCAGCCAGUCAAAGUGUUUGACCGCCACUCAAGCUUGGCUGGCUGUCAAAUAAUCAACUACCGUACUGAUGCCAAACAGAAGUGGCUGCUUCUCAUUGGCAUUUCAGCACAGCAAAACCGUGUUGUUGGUGCAAUGCAACUGUACUCGGUGGACAGAAAGGUGUCCCAGCCCAUUGAGGGUCAUGCUGCAGGCUUUGCUCAAUUCAAAAUGGAGGGAAAUGCAGAGGAGUCCACUCUCUUCUGCUUUGCUGUUCGUGGCCAGGCUGGAGGAAAGCUGCACAUAAUUGAAGUGGGGACUCCUCCUACGGGGAAUCAGCCUUUUCCUAAGAAAGCAGUUGAUGUGUUCUUUCCACCUGAGGCCCAGAAUGACUUCCCUGUUGCAAUGCAGAUAAGCUCCAAGCAGGAUGUUGUGUUUCUCAUCACCAAAUAUGGAUACAUCCACCUGUAUGACCUUGAGACGGGCACCUGUAUCUACAUGAAUCGAAUCAGUGGUGAGACCAUCUUUGUUACAGCCCCUCAUGAAGCCACCGCUGGGAUCAUUGGGGUCAACAGAAAAGGACAGGUUCUCUCUGUGUGUGUGGAGGAGGAGAAUAUCAUCCCCUACAUUACAAACGUGCUACAGAACCCUGACCUGGCUCUGCGCAUGGCUGUACGCAACAAUCUAGCUGGUGCUGAAGAGCUCUUUGCUCGCAAAUUCAACAAUCUCUUUGCAGGAGGGAACUACUCUGAGGCAGCAAAGGUUGCAGCUAAUGCACCAAAGGGAAUUCUACGCACCCCAGAUACCAUCCGGCGAUUCCAAAGCGUGCCUGCCCAGCCUGGCCAGACCUCCCCCCUGCUCCAGUACUUCGGCAUCCUGCUGGACCAAGGCCAGCUUAACAAGUUUGAGUCCCUGGAGCUAUGUAGACCUGUCUUGCAGCAAGGCCGCAAGCAGCUGUUGGAGAAAUGGCUGAAAGAAGACAAACUUGAAUGCUCAGAGGAACUGGGGGAUCUGGUGAAAUCUGUGGACCCAACUCUGGCUCUCAGUGUCUAUCUGAGAGCAAAUGUCCCCAACAAAGUCAUCCAGUGUUUUGCUGAGACUGGGCAGUUUCCUAAAAUUGUACUGUAUGCCAAAAAGGUGGGCUACACCCCGGACUGGAUCUUCUUGUUGAGGAAUGUGAUGCGCAUUAGCCCAGAGCAGGGCCUACAGUUUUCCCAAAUGUUGGUCCAGGAUGAAGAGCCACUUGCUGACAUUACACAGAUUGUGGAUGUGUUCAUGGAGUAUAACCUGAUCCAGCAGUGCACCUCCUUUCUGUUGGAUGCACUUAAAAACAACCGGCCAUCUGAGGGACCUUUGCAAACUCGCCUUCUGGAGAUGAACCUAAUGCAUGCCCCACAGGUUGCAGAUGCCAUUCUAGGGAACCAGAUGUUUACCAACUAUGACCGUGCUCACAUUGCCCAGCUGUGCGAGAAGGCGGGACUGCUGCAGAGAGCCUUGGAGCACUACACAGACUUGUAUGACAUCAAACGAGCAGUGGUCCAUACCCAUUUGCUGAACCCUGAGUGGCUGGUAAACUUCUUUGGCUCGCUGUCUGUGGAGGAUUCCCUUGAGUGCCUGAGGGCUAUGCUGUCAGCCAACAUUCGCCAAAACCUGCAGAUCUGUGUCCAAGUGGCCUCCAAGUACCAUGAGCAGUUGUCCACCCAGGCCCUGACUGAACUGUUUGAGUCCUUCAAGAGCUUUGAGGGUCUGUUCUACUUCUUGGGUUCUAUUGUAAACUUCAGCCAAGACCCUGAGGUCCACUUCAAGUACAUUCAAGCAGCCUGUAAAACGGGCCAAAUCAAAGAGGUUGAAAGGAUCUGCCGAGAGAGCAAUUGCUAUGAUCCAGAGCGGGUGAAGAACUUCUUGAAGGAGGCUAAGCUGACAGACCAGCUACCCCUCAUCAUUGUGUGUGACCGGUUUGACUUUGUCCACGACCUGGUCCUCUACCUGUACCGCAACAACCUGCAGAAAUACAUAGAAAUCUAUGUGCAGAAGGUGAACCCCAGCAGACUUCCAGUAGUGAUUGGUGGGCUUCUGGAUGUGGACUGCUCUGAGGAUGUUAUCAAGAAUCUCAUUUUGGUGGUGCGAGGCCAGUUCUCCACUGAUGAGCUGGUGGCUGAAGUUGAGAAGAGGAACAGGCUGAAGCUCCUGCUUCCUUGGUUGGAGGCCCGCAUCCAUGAGGGCUGCGAGGAGCCAGCCACUCACAAUGCCUUGGCCAAGAUCUACAUUGACAGUAACAACAACCCAGAGCGCUUCCUGCGGGAGAACCCAUACUAUGACAGCCGUGUGGUGGGCAAGUACUGUGAGAAGAGAGACCCUCACUUGGCCUGUGUUGCUUAUGAACGAGGACAGUGUGACCAAGAGCUCAUUCAUGUCUGCAAUGAAAAUUCCCUCUUCAAGAGUCUGUCCCGCUACCUGGUACGUCGUCGAGACCCUGAGCUGUGGGCUAGUGUGUUGCUGGAGAGCAACCCCUACAGAAGGCCUCUUAUUGAUCAGGUUGUCCAGACUGCUCUGUCAGAAACGCAAGACCCAGAAGAGGUGUCUGUCACAGUCAAGGCCUUCAUGACUGCAGACCUUCCCAAUGAACUCAUUGAACUUUUGGAAAAGAUUGUUUUGGAUAAUUCAGUUUUCAGUGAGCACAGAAAUCUACAAAACCUCCUCAUUCUUACAGCUAUUAAAGCUGACAGGACUCGUGUGAUGGAGUACAUCAACCGUUUGGACAAUUAUGAUGCCCCAGAUAUUGCAAACAUUGCAAUUAGCAAUGAACUGUUCGAGGAAGCCUUUGCAAUUUUCAGGAAGUUUGAUGUCAACACCUCUGCAAUACAAGUUCUCAUUGAGCAUAUUGGGAACCUUGAUCGGGCCUAUGAAUUUGCUGAGCGCUGCAAUGAGCCAGCUGUGUGGAGCCAGCUGGCUAAGGCACAGCUGCAGAAGGGCCUGGUGAAAGAAGCCAUCGACUCCUACAUCAAAGCUGAUGACCCCUCUGCCUAUAUGGAGGUGGUGCAGGCAGCCAGCCAUAGUGGAAAUUGGGAGGAUCUGGUGAAGUUCCUGCAGAUGGCCCGCAAGAAAGCUCGUGAGUCGUAUGUGGAGACUGAGCUAAUAUUUGCUCUAGCCAAAACCAACCGCCUGGCUGAGCUUGAGGAAUUCAUCAAUGGACCAAACAAUGCUCACAUCCAGCAAGUUGGUGACCGGUGCUAUGAUGAGAAAAUGUAUGAAGCCGCUAAGUUACUGUACAACAAUGUUUCCAACUUUGGACGAUUAGCUUCUACUCUGGUCCACCUUGGAGAAUAUCAGGCUGCGGUGGAUGGGGCCCGAAAGGCUAACAGCACACGCACAUGGAAGGAGGUGUGCUUUGCCUGUGUGGAUGGCAAGGAAUUCCGUUUAGCUCAGAUGUGCGGCCUUCACAUUGUGGUCCAUGCUGAUGAGCUGGAGGAGCUUAUCAACUAUUACCAGGACCGUGGCUACUUUGAAGAACUGAUCACCAUGUUAGAGGCUGCCCUGGGGCUGGAGAGGGCUCACAUGGGUAUGUUCACUGAGCUGGCAAUCCUCUACUCAAAGUUUAAGCCACAGAAGAUGAGGGAACACCUGGAGCUCUUCUGGUCCCGUGUUAAUAUUCCUAAGGUUUUGAGGGCUGCUGAACAGGCUCACUUGUGGGCAGAGUUGGUGUUCCUGUAUGAUAAAUAUGAGGAGUAUGACAAUGCCAUUAUCACCAUGAUGAACCACCCAACAGAUGCUUGGAAAGAAGGACAGUUUAAAGACAUUAUCACAAAGGUUGCCAAUGUGGAGCUUUACUAUAAAGCAGUCCAGUUCUACUUGGAGUUCAAGCCUCUGCUCCUGAACGAUCUGCUUAUAGUUCUGUCCCCACGACUUGACCACUCUCGUUCUGUCAACUUCUUCACCAAGGUCAAACAACUGCCACUGGUAAAACCUUACUUGCGGUCUGUACAGAACCACAACAACAAGUCAGUUAAUGAGGCACUCAACAAUCUUUUCAUCACAGAGGAAGAUUAUCAGGCUCUGCGAACAUCCAUAGAUGCGUAUGAUAACUUCGAUAACAUCUCCCUGGCUCAGCGCUUGGAGAAGCAUGAACUCAUUGAAUUCAGGAGAAUUGCUGCCUACCUUUUCAAAGGCAACAACCGCUGGAAGCAAAGUGUGGAGCUUUGCAAGAAGGACAAACUCUACAAGGAUGCCAUGCAGUAUGCAUCAGAGUCCAAGGAUACAGAGUUGGCAGAGGAGCUGCUCCAGUGGUUCCUGCAGGAGGGGAAGAAGGAGUGCUUUGCUGCAUGCCUGUUCACAUGCUAUGAUCUACUGCGGCCUGACGUGGUUUUGGAGACGGCAUGGAGGCACAACAUCAUGGACUUCUCCAUGCCCUAUUUCAUCCAGGUCAUGCGGGAGUAUCUGACCAAGGUUGAUGCAAUUAAGGAAAAGGUGGACAAACUGGAUGCCUCAGAGUCACUGAGGAAAGAAGAGGAGCAGGCUACAGAGACUCAACCCAUCGUUUAUGGCACACCCCAACUGAUGCUCACUGCAGGGCCCAGUGUGGCUGUCCCUCCACAGCAAGCUUAUGGCUACGGCUACACAGCACCACCUGCCUACGGCCAGCACCCUCAGCCCCAGCCAGGCUUUGGCUACGGCAUGUAAAGUCCCAUACCGGGAGACACCCAUCCAUCUGUUCCUUGGUUCUCCACCAGCUUUGUUCUGAUUCGCUCACAAAGGAUUCCAACAAGCAGUCGUUUUUGUCUUUAAUCAUGAAGGACAAUUUAUUUUUGUUAAAGGAUCAAGUUAAUUUUUUCAACAUUCCGUAUUCACUAGAAUGAUUAUUUUUGGCUUUAUUUUAAAGGGGAAUUGUCAAGGUAUAUUUGAGGGCUUGUGAAAAGAACAGGUCCUCUUGAUUCAAGGUCUGUUGUGAAGAAUCUGAUUUGCACUCUAGGGAGAAGAAACUAAUGUAGAAUCUCUUCAUUCUGUGAGCAGCUUUUUCUCUGUAAAAUGCAUUUGGUUGUGUAUUCAGAAACACAUUUCAGUAUGAUUGCUUCCAUGACUAAACACUAAAUGCCAUAUCCUGUACAACUGUAGUUGUAUAAAAAGUAAAAUUAAUGCACAGACAUGAUUUAAAUUCUAAUCUUCCCAGCCUAUGCAGGUUAUUGAAUUAACAGUGUAAAAGUUUGUCUUUUUUUGUUCACUCCAUGUGUUAACAGGUGACCUUUUGUUGUGCUGUAUACAGUGCUAUUGUGUGGGACCAUUCCAUUUUGAGAACAGGGGAAAGUAAAAUUCUCCUGAACUGUCUUUACUAGCCCCUUCCUUGUGCUGAGGUUUGUGUAUGCUGGAUAUUGUGGUGUACUAGGUCACUUUUGAGUGUACA